AUGAAGAUCGCGCAGAAUGCGACAGACACGGUGACUGCAGCUGAUUCCGAUCAAUCCAGCAGUCAAUCAGAGCAGCUCAAGGAAUCGUCGUGCGCUGCUCUUACCAACGGCGGGCCAUCCUCCGCUGCAGCGGAAACAGUGACGAUCGGCGACUCCGAGGAGCACUGUAGCGCGGACGGGGCAGCUGGUGGAAUCGGGUCCGCAGCGACGGCGGAAAAGGUCACCUCAGCGGAUGGGGGGACGGAAGGGAUUGCGCAGAGUGCGGGGAUUAAGGAGGUUGGGGGGGGCGCGGAGAGCGCAGAAGCGGGAGACGCGGUGAGCGGAGUGACUGGCGGAAACGGGCCAGCGGAAAUGGUGGAGCCGAUAGUUGCGGCCCAGGCCGCGGACCGAGUGAGCAGCGCAGGCGGAACCGUAACACCAGAUGCGCCCGCAGAGGUUGCGCCAGGCUCGCCGCAGCGGCCUGAGCUAGUAGAGUCAGACGCAGUCGCCUCUGAUAAUGCCGCUGCAGCUGCUGCUGCUGCGAUCGCCGCGUCGCUCGCAGCAGCAGCAGCACCCGCCACAACAACCGACGACGCCGCACCUGCCGCGGCAGUCCCCGCCACCACCGCCGAUACUAACGCAACCUCGUCCGACGGCAAACCGCCCACCGCUGGCGGCCCCGCCGCUUCCGGCGCCUCCGCUUCCCCCGCGUCGAGCGGUUCCCGCGCGGCAGGCUCCUCGCGGAGCUCGUCGCGGCCGUCGUCGCGGCCUGGCUCGCGACCGUCGUCGCGUCCGUCGUCGCGGUCGUCGUCGCCCGCUCCCGACGAGCCCGUGGUGUGUCGCGUGGCGUGCAUGUCGUCGGCGGGGCAGCAGGACGGGUUUCAUAAGACGAACCAAGACGCGUACUGUUUCAUGCGCACGAAAGACAAAAAAUCGCUCAUUUUUGGCGUGUUUGACGGCCAUGGGCCGCAAGGACAUGACGUUUCCAAGUUCAUCAAGGAUCGGCUCCCAGAUAUUCUAAUGGACGGCUCAGAUCUUCUCGUGGACCCCGAGAAGGCCCUAACGGAUGGCUUUUUGGCGGUUCACGAUGCAGCACUUGAGGAGACCUCGUUCAAUUGCAACAUAAGUGGCACGACAGCGGUGGUGGCUCACCUCUACAAGCAGCGGCUGGCCGUGGCGUGGGUCGGGGACUCGAGAGCUGUACUGGCUAGGAGACGAGAGGGCGGAGAGCGCGAUGACUUGACGGCAGUGCGGCUAUCGGCGGACCACAAGCCCAACAACGAGGACGAGAGGGCGCGGAUAGAGGCCAGUGAAGGCAGCGUGCAGCAGGACGUGGACGAGAAUGGGGACGAUGUGGGCCCGUUCCGCGUGUGGAUGAAGACGGGUCCCAUGCUGGGCCUGGCCAUGAGUCGCAGCCUCGGGGAUAAGCUCGCACACACCGUGGGGGUCUCCGCCACUCCUGAGGUGGUCGUGCGUCGUCUGGACCAAUCAGACGCCUUCCUAGUGCUCGGGUCGGACGGCCUGUGGGAGUAUGUGGGGGACGACGAGGCGAUAGGGGUGGUGGUGGCGGCGGGGAGCAUAGAGACGGGAGUGAAGGCGCUGCUGGCCUUGGCUAAGGAGAGAUGGCUGACGAAAGAUGGGGCCGGGUAUGUUGAUGAUAUCACUGCGCUGGUCGUGGGGUUUACACACAGGAAGGUAUAG
Molecule: messenger RNA, 1680 nt
Organism: Closterium sp. Naga37s-1
Lineage: Eukaryota; Viridiplantae; Streptophyta; Zygnematophyceae; Desmidiales; Closteriaceae
Source: the annotation of a GenBank genome assembly